AUGCCCGGGAGGAUGGCUAUCUUCCAGAUGAAUGGCCUGCGGGAAAUUAUCGAGGAUGCGGAUCCCCGGGUAUACAAUGAUUGGCUUGAACGAGACGUGCAGGAAGCUGUCGUUGCCGCCGGACCUCUGCUUAAGCCGUACGACUACCAUUUCGAUGUCAUGGAAAUUAUAACCUUCUAUGCUGUCACUUUGGCCCGCCUGUACCAGGCGCCGCAAACUAUUCCCAAGGGGGAAACGGACACAGUCUCCGACGACAACGUUACCACACGCCAACCGAACUUCGAAAUGUUCUGGAAGGGAAUGAGAGAGAUUUUGGAACCUUACCUCAAUGAGGAACGUGUGGGACCAAUGAACACGUACGAUGAACGUCGCGCAUAUUACAGGGUCCAUUUUGGAAACUCGGGCCAGUGA
This is a messenger RNA of Coprinopsis cinerea okayama7#130, 411 nucleotides long. RefSeq lists its product as hypothetical. The transcript has 2 exons. Lineage: Eukaryota; Fungi; Basidiomycota; Agaricomycetes; Agaricales; Psathyrellaceae. Bases 1 to 411 code for a protein of 136 amino acids. The record is from RefSeq and is a predicted model, not a curated record.